UCUGAGCUAUUAGUUAAGUUCUCCCCAAGCGAGCUCGAUGGGCCGAAUGGCCUCCUCUCGUUUGUAUAGUUCUUAUGUUCUUAUGUUCUUAUGUUCAGGGAUUGAAAGCAUCUCCAUAAAACCACGUAGUGCAAUAGCCAAGAAAUAUGACUGGUGUCAUUUUAAAAAAUAAUUGGUUGAAAAGAGACAUAUUUACUUAUUUAUGCCAUGAGAAUCUUCUUUGGUGGAUUUCAAUUGAAAAACACCCAGAAGCUUGAAUGUCUGUUUUUUUUUGGUGCUACCAUGGCGAUCGUGAUCAGCAUCAUACCGAAUCACUCAGGCUCAGUGAGUGUCAGUCACUUCAUCGUCUGCUUCCAUUCUGUGUUAAUACAUGCUUCAGAUUAUAUCCGUGGAAAGAGGUCAAGUGACAAUAUACACCCUGCAGACCUUUACUGAGUAAAUAACUGGAAGAUUGAUGGACUUAAACAAUUCCAUUAAUUUGCUUCCCAUAUCAGCUUUAUGUGAUUCAUUUUUGUAAGUAGUUUAUGAUCAAGACCUAUACACUAAAGUAUAAAAUAUCUGAUAUAAGAUAAACUUUAUCUAUCCCUGGAGGAAUACACUGAAUGGGCCGUUGCACAGCAGGAUACAGAUGCUUAGAGUAAUAUGAAAACUCUGUGACAGGUUUUAAAUAAGACACUCUAAAGAAAGAAAUAGAUGUGAUUUUCAUGGAAGCUUAGGGCUGAGUUGUAACUAAAUGACUAACAGAAGUCAGUUUUGGAAUCUUUAAAUGGCAGAGUUAAGAUAAUUGGAAACAUAAAGCAAUUUGUCCUGAUGGGCUUGGCACAGAUGGAGGACAAGAGGUCCUCAGCCAAUGGGCAAUGUAGGAGAGUGCAUGUGCCAGGCGUGUGUGUGUAUAUAUGGGAUGGGAGGGGGGGGCACAGAGUACAUGUCUGCAGAGACCUCGAACCACCAUGAAGGAAGCGCUGGUGUCUCUCCUGCUGCUGGCCACCCUCUGUUCGGCUGUCCCAGUCCAGGGCGAGGUCAGCGUGGUGAAGCUCUGCGGCCGGGAAUUCUUCCGCGCCAUCAUCUACACAUGCGGGGCAUCCAGGUGGAGGAGACUCCUUCUCCAGGAAUCCCAAGAUGUGGGCGGCAAUGGGCAGAAGAGGCUCCAGGCCCUUUUCGACGGUUCCAGGAGGGAUCCAUCCCGCCGGACCUUGGAGAAGGUGAUCACAGACAUGUGCUGCCAGGUGGGAUGUCGGAAGAAUGACCUGACGAUGUUCUGCUGAGGGAGGGAACGUAGCUGUGUGGCCUACAUGACACCGUCUGAAUGCGUAGAGAGCUUGAUGCCUUUUAUAAAGAAGCAGGAAUCCAGCAGCAGACUGCAAACCACAUGCUGUUCCAUCUCUAAGAAACAAUAACAAUAAACAAUAAAUUCCACUCAAGAUUG
Messenger RNA from Paramormyrops kingsleyae, 1426 nucleotides. Lineage: Eukaryota; Metazoa; Chordata; Actinopteri; Osteoglossiformes; Mormyridae. The record is from RefSeq and is a predicted model, not a curated record.